Molecule: messenger RNA, 3915 nt
Organism: Heterocephalus glaber (naked mole-rat)
Lineage: Eukaryota; Metazoa; Chordata; Mammalia; Rodentia; Bathyergidae
Gene: Asgr2
Product: asialoglycoprotein receptor 2
Source: RefSeq, a predicted model, not a curated record
GUAAUUCGAACAUUCAGGACCCUGGCCUGAACUAACUUCCUCUUCCCCUCGCAUGUAGCACCCACCACCUGCCUGAGUUGUCUUAGCUUUAAUCCUUCUUUCUCCAUAGGGCCUGAGCUGCCUGCAGAAGCCAGAGCCAGGUCUUCAUACCUUUAACGGCUAACCAAGUCCCAGAUCUGGCUCCAGCUCUGGGACCAUCAUGGAGAAGGACUUUCAAGACAUCCAGCAGCUGGACUUCGAGGAAAAUGACCAUCAGCUCAGUGGUGGUGAGGGACCAGGCAUUUGUGGGCAGAAUCCCAAGAGAGAAAAUCCAUUUUGGAAAGGGCCAUCUCCCCAGCCCCUCCAGCAACGCCUCUGCUCCAGGUUCCGUCUCAGUCUUCUCGCCCUGGCCUUCAAUGUCCUACUGCUGGUGGCCACAUGUGUGAUUGGAUCCCAAAGCACACAGCUGCAAGUGGAGCUGCAGACCCUGAAAGAAGCUUUCAGCAAUUUCUCCUCCAGCACCCUGGUGGAGAUCCGGGCUCUGGACUCCUAUGGAGGCAGAGCAGGUGGCAAGUUGACAUCCUUGGGAGACCAAUUGGAGAAAAAGCAGAAAGAUCUUCAAGCAGAUCAUGCUACCUUGCUCCUUCACCUUAAGCACUUUCCAGUGGAUCUUCGUACCCUGGCUUGUCAGAUGGCAUUCCUCCAGAGCAAUGGCACAGAAUGCUGCCCCAUUAACUGGGUGGAGUAUGAAGGCAGCUGCUACUGGUUCUCUCGUGCUGGGAUGACCUGGCCUGAGGCUCGAAAUUACUGCCAGCUGGAGAACGCCUACCUGGUGGUCAUCAACUCUUGGGAAGAGCAGAAAUUUAUUACACAACACACCGGCCCCUUUCAUACCUGGAUAGGUCUCACUGACACUGAAGGCUCCUGGAAAUGGGUGGAUGGAAGUGACUACAAGUAUGGCUACAGGAACUGGGCUCUCUCUCAGCAACAAAAUUGGUGGGGCAGCGAAGUGGGUGGAAGCAAAGACUGUGUUGAAGUCUUGUCGAAUGGCUUCUGGAACGACAAUUUCUGCCAGGAGGUGAACCGCUGGGUGUGUGAGAUGCGGCAGAAUAUUACUGAAUAGGAGCCCCGCCCCAGCCCUCUCUGUUGAAGAAAGCAAGCAAAAUGGAGUCCUGGCCAUGGGGAGCAGUUGAGGAAAAAUAGAGAAGGGGUGGUUUGUCUUAGAUCCUGGGAAGGCUGAGAUCCUGCCUCUUGCAAUUCAUGUAAUUAGUAUAAUUUUCAGCCUCUUCAACGGAUUAGGAAAAGAAGAAGGAAAUACUUGAAACUCUGUGUGGCUUGGUUAUUUGGAACUGGGAUGUGAAGGGUGCACAGAAAAGGGAGGGGCUGGGGAUUUAGCUCAGUGGUUCCACCGCCUGCCUCACAAGCAAGCUCAAGGUCCUGAGUUUGAUCCCCAGCACCAAAAGCAAAAACAAAAAAUGUGCUUUGGGCCGGGGAUUUAGCUCAGUGGUUCUGCCUCCUCUCCUGCAAGCCCAAGGACCCGAGUUCAAUCCCCAGUACCAAAAAAAAACAACAACAAAAAAAAAAAAAAAAAGAAAAGAGAGGGGGGAGGGUCUAGAAGAGGCAAAGUAUAAUUCCUAGACAGCUGCUCCCCACACUGACCCCCUAGGUACAUCCGUAAGGGAUGGAGGAAAGAGGCUUGGAGCACAAACACUCAGUGGCUGAAACUUCUAAGAGCUGGAGGGGUUACCUGGAAUGCCAGAGGGGCUUUCCCUGCAGCUGUGGCUCUCCCCAAACUGGGUUGCAGGGAACCCCCCCCCCCCCAACCUCUACCCUCAAAGGAAAAUAUUUGCCUGGAGAGAAGGAGGCUGGGUAGAUGACAUCUUCCUGCUGCCUUCAGCAUGGCUGCCCCUUUUGAACCCCAAACAAAUUUAGACCUAUCACCAACACAGACUAUUGCCAACAGUUUCCACAGUGGGCACAUUUCCCCUCUUAAGAUCAUUUAGGCCACACAAUGAAAUAUUAUUUAGUCAUAAAGAAGAAUGAAAUUAUGUCAUUUGCAAGAAAAUGGGUAGAACUGGAGAUCUUCAUGUUAAGUGAAACAAGCCAGACUCAGAAAGUCAACUAUCAUAUAAGGAAUCUAGGGAAAAGAUAAAAAGAGAGAUGCAUGAAAGUAGAAGAGAGAGACUAUCAGAGAAGAGAAAGGGGAUCUGGAUGUGAGGGGAAGGGUGAAGGAGAGGAAAUGGGGAGAAGGAAGUGAUCAAAAUAUGUUAUAUGCAUGGACAAAUAUGCCAAAAUGAACCCACUAGUCUGUAUGACUAAUAUAUGUUAAUUUUUUUAAAAAGUAAGUGCCAAGGCUGGGGAUGUUGCUUGGUGGUAGAGAGAACACUUGUCUAGCAUGUCCAAAGCACCUCUCCUCCACAAGUAUUGCUCAUUGCUAGGUUAAAAAAGCCAGUCUACAAAAGCUACACACUGAAUGAUCCCAACUAUACGACAUAAGAUCAGUGGUUGCCAGGGGUUCAGGAUCAGUGGUUGCCAAGGGAGAGAUGAAUAGAUGGGACACAGAAGAAUUUGAGGGUAAUAAAACCAUUCUGUAUGACACUGUAAGAGUGGAUACAUGGCAUACAUUUGGUAAGUCUCAUAAAAAUGUGCAACAGAGUGAACUCAAGUACAUUAUAGACUUCAGUUAAUCAUAAUAUAUAAAUAUUGGCUUAUCAUUUGUAACAAAUACUAAUGGAGGAAAAACAAGUAAAUGAAUAAAAUGAAAAUUCCAUUAAGCACAACUUCCUGUUCUUUUGAGCUAUUGAAAUGACUCCUAUAGGAAGAUAUAAACUUAUACGUGUCCUGGUGUUGUAUAAUUUCCCAACAUUUCUCAGUGCUUUGAGAAAGUAAAAUUGCCUCUGAAAGAUGAACAAAUUGUGAGAGCUGAGAGCUUCCAACAAUCAUAAAUAAAAACAAAAUUAGUUUUCAUGGUGUUUUGAGGAGUAAUUUUGCUAUUACAAUCUAUCAAAGAAAAUCUUUAAUAAUUAUCAAAAAGGGAGAGAUUUUUGAGGUUGUAUUUUCCUGUUAUGAUACAAUUAAAUUAAAAUUACAUAUAAACUAAUAAAAAGGAUGAGCUAUUUGUAAAUGAAAAAAUAUUUCCCCAUAGUACUAUGAUUCAAAGGAAAAGUUAUGUAUAAAAUAAUGAAAUAUAUCAAAACAUAUAGGAUAUAGCCAAAGGUGGCUCACAGGAAAAGCUACAGCCUCAAGUUUUUUUAAUUAUUAAAAACUAAAGACUGAAACUAGUUUCUUACUUAAAAGAUGCUAUAAAUCAACCAUAAACCAAAAUGUAGUAGUAGUAGGAAAUUAAUAAUGAUGGACAAUUACAAGAAUUAGUAGAAUACAUAAAGCUAAAACUCAUUUUAAAAAGAAAACUUUGAAAGUUUAGAUAAUUGACUUACAUGCAGUAGUGAAAAAACAACACAGUGAUCCUACAUGACCUUUCCCAAGUCCCCUCCAAUUUUGUAAAUAUAUCGCACAGUACCAAGACCAGGAUAUGAACAUUGACAGUCAUGAUACAGAAGACUUCUAACCACCAGGGUCCUUUUUCCUAUUCCCUUUAUAUUGAUACCUACAUCCAAACCCUGCCCAUAAACCUGCCCAAUUCCUAACCUGACAGCCAUAAAUCUGUUCUCUACUUCUAUAGUUUUGUAAUUUCAGGAAUGUUAUAUAAAUGGAAUCAUAUAAUAGGUAACCCUUUUGGAUUGGCUUAUUUUCUCUCAGUGUAAUUCUCUGGAGAGUCCCUAAGUUGUUGCAUAUGUCAGUAGUUCAUUCCUUUGUUUUGCUGAGUUGUAUUCUGAGGUAUGAAUGUACCAGUGUGUUUAAUCAUUCACCCACUGAUGGCCAUCUGGGUUGUUUGUAAUUUUUCACUAUUGCAAAUAAAUCUGCUGUGAACAAUCA